Monoraphidium neglectum is the source of this 666-nucleotide messenger RNA. Its product is annotated as THO complex subunit 7. Gene Ontology annotation, biological process: mRNA processing. The transcript is spliced from 5 exons. Bases 1 to 666 code for a protein of 221 amino acids. NCBI's taxonomy places the organism in Eukaryota, Viridiplantae, Chlorophyta, Chlorophyceae, Sphaeropleales, Selenastraceae. Gene Ontology annotation, cellular component: THO complex part of transcription export complex. The record is from RefSeq and is a predicted model, not a curated record.
AUGCCGCCCGCGGCGCCGGCCGUCGGUAGCAAGCAGGCGCAGAGCUUGGCAGAGGAGGACGCCGCCAUCAGCGUGCGCCUCCUGACCCACGUCUCGGCGCUGCUCAAGGGGAAGCAGCCGCUGUUCAAGGCCGUGGCGCAGAGCUUCCUGGCAGUGUCGGAUGCGGCGCAGAACGGCAGCUUGGAGGCUGUGCUGGCGGCGCAGGCGAAUUUUCAGCGCGACAUGGAUAACCUCGAGCUGCAGCUGAAUCGCUUCCGGGCAGCCAACGAGGCGAACGAGCGCGAACAGGAGGGGUACGCAGCAAAGCAGCAGCAGCUGGAGGGGCAGAUACAGCAGGCGCUGGCAGACAUAGAGGCGAAAAAGCAGGAGCUGCAGGCGGCGCGGGUGGUGCGGCAGCACAACGAGGAGUACGAGGUCAUACGCGGCCUUAUAGCGGAGCAGCCGCCGCGCGCGACCACCCAGGCCGCGAUCGACGAGGAGCGCGCGCGCAUCGACGCGCUGCACGCAGAGCAGCGCCGCCACGCGGCCGCGCUCGAGCAGAAGCGGCGCGCGUUUGCUCUGCUGCUGCAGUGCAUAGAGGACCUGCAGCGCGCCGGCGACGACGACGGCGGGGGCGGGGACGCCGCGGGCGGCGGGGGGGCGGCGGCCAUGCAGGUCGACGGGUGA